Paraglomus brasilianum is the source of this 162-nucleotide messenger RNA. NCBI's taxonomy places the organism in Eukaryota, Fungi, Glomeromycota, Glomeromycetes, Paraglomerales, Paraglomeraceae. The record is from the annotation of a GenBank genome assembly.
AUAAUCCAAGUGGACAGACAUUACAUCGGCAACAACCCAGCUAAGAUUCACUCAACCAAGCCUGACGGAACCCAAGCGCUCAAUCUGAAUGAUGACUGGCGGACCAAUGCUAAGGCAAGAGUGUUGUAUAAUGAAGUUGUCGCAUCUAGGUCUAGAGGGUGA